Molecule: messenger RNA, 451 nt
Organism: Cynoglossus semilaevis (tongue sole)
Lineage: Eukaryota; Metazoa; Chordata; Actinopteri; Pleuronectiformes; Cynoglossidae
Product: immunoglobulin superfamily DCC subclass member 3-like
Exons: 2
Biological process (GO): homophilic cell-cell adhesion; axon guidance; dendrite self-avoidance
Cellular component (GO): axon; plasma membrane
Molecular function (GO): cell-cell adhesion mediator activity
Source: RefSeq, a predicted model, not a curated record
GUGUGAGCGCAGCCUCAGAACUCGCCUUCAUAAAGGAACCCAAUGACGUCAUCGCGGUGAGAGAUCGCCCGCUAAUGCUGGACUGUCAGGUGGAGGGGGAGGGGCCUAUCUCAAUCACCUGGAGGAGGAACGGCGUCCCCGUUGAGACCGGACGCAGAGCCGCCGUGCUGGCCAACGGAACGUUGCUCAUCCGGAACUUCUCCAAGAGACGCGAGAGCAACGAGACUGACGCGGGCGAAUACGACUGCGCCGCACAGAACCGUUACGGCAUGUUGAUUAGCCGCAAGGCUCGAGUCCAGCUAGCAUCUCUGCCCAAGUUCCUGUCCCACCCGCAGUCCGUGACUGUAGACGAAGGGGGCGUGGCCAGACUCACCUGUCAGGUAAACGGGAUCCCUGAGGCCAACAUCACCUGGCAACGAGACCGACGCCCACUGACCACGGACGACCCCAG